This is a messenger RNA of Bacidia gigantensis, 1692 nucleotides long. RefSeq lists its product as uncharacterized. Lineage: Eukaryota; Fungi; Ascomycota; Lecanoromycetes; Lecanorales; Ramalinaceae. The record is from RefSeq and is a predicted model, not a curated record. The transcript has a single exon. The coding region runs from base 1 to 1692 and encodes 563 amino acids.
AUGUCUGGCAUGGAAUUUGUGGCCGUCCUUGCCUGUGUGGCCGGUGUCGUGACGGCCUUCGAGCAAGGCGAGAAACUCGUGAAGAAAAUCCGAGAAAAGCGCAGAUUGAAUCAUCAGGCAGCUCUUCGACCUGCAGAACUAGAAAAUUCGUUGGCGAUUGGGUCAUCUGCAACAGAACAAGCGAAAAGAGAUUGUACAACACAUUUGGGGAAGGCUUUCGAGCGCGGGGAUGGAGUUGCCAGCACUGCCCUUAUCCACAUUCGGAAUGAGCUUUACGAGAGCAUUGUAAAGCACCUGCUUACAGCUGAUGAAGAUGACAACUCAGAACACGAUUUCAGUGCUAUGAUUGAGGUGUCUGACUUCGGGAGAAUCCGUAGCGUGAUGGUCCUGAAUGAGCUUCUCAUGCGGAUAGCCCAGCAAGCUCCUGUCCAGAGCAUACAGACCUGGACAGAUAGUGACAGAGACUACUAUAGGAGCUUGAGUUCCGUGGAGUCAAGAGCCACUAAUUCUUUAUCAGCCAAUAGGAGGGUCUCUUCAAAUUCGAGUCCGCGCAGCCCUUCCAAUCCUUCUAGUCCAACUUUCAAAAUUGGCUUGCGCCAGAAGCUAUCGAAUUGGUCACGAAAUGCCUCCUAUAUCCAAGCUGACCAUCGACGGCAGCAAGAUAGCUUUGGAGACUCUGCAGAUACUCACUUCGACCGGCAAAGCACACCGGUAAGCACUCUAAAAGGAUCGCCUCAAUCAACUUUUGUGAAUGGAUCUCUGGAGUCCAAUAGUCUUAGUACAAUGGCAACGGCAAAUCCCUGGCAUAAUGAACCUACGAGUCCGAGGUCUAGGCAAUCAGCACAUGAAGGAGCUGGUAAUCGUACCGAGAAAAGAUUGCCGAAGACCAAGAGAUGGUCGCUUUCUGCCUCUACCACAGGUAAACAAGACUAUGGUGGCUUCUGCAAGGGCGCAUGUAUCAUGCGAACUGGAAAUGGAGGCAUGAAUUUGUGUAACCAGUCCGUAGCCAUGACCGGACAAGGUCAUUACUGGGCUUGCUCUAAAUGCGCUUUUGAAGGCGGGGCAAUCAAAAGCAGCAAAGGUUGGUCGUUUGAUGAAUCAGUCCGCGAAGCAUAUGGCGUACGCUAUCGUUGGAAAUUCCUGGCCAAGUCACAUGUGGCACCCACGGAGAGGGUAAACAAUCGUAUUUAUGAUUAUCAGUGCGUCUUAUGCUCUGCGCAAGGGAUGGAGCCCGUUGUUAAGAGGGGUGAAAAGGCUUUCAUGGAGCAUGUGAGUGGACACCGAGGAGACAAGCACAAUCGUUACGGAAUGCAGCUCAUUGUUGCGGAGUUUGGGAGGGUGGCGCUAGAGGAGCAAAAGUCAUGGGACGUCAACCUCCUGCCUCUUGUCAUUGAGGAAGUAGAUGGCGAUAUAUCAAGGAUGAAGUCAUCCAGCCCGGGGUCGGGCAUUAAUAUGAACGCUAAGAAUUACGGAAACUACCACACGAGACUUGCAACAUUAGGAUCAGAACCAUUGUUGCAAUCCCCUGAAGAUGCGAGGAUUAACGAGUGCUAUGAAGGUCGGAAAAGGGACGAUGAGGUUUACAGCCCCAUCAACGACGAAAGUAUGCCAGUGCAUCCAGCUCUGCGGGCCCAGUUUUCUGUUCCUGAUCCGUGGCGAGAUUCGUACGUAACCGUGCAAGGAGAUCUCUGA